AAACAAUUAUUAUUUUUUUAUGUGCUUUUGGUGUUGACAACAGCGUGUAGGUGUUGGCAUGUCUAUUUCUCCCACGCGAGUCUGUUUUAUUAAGUGCUUAACGCAUGGUGCUGAUGCCAUGAAAUAUGUGUCAACACCAUACCCGGUUCGCCGCAAGGGAGGGAGAGAUUGGAUUGGACUGCUGCUGCUCAUAAUUGCCGCUGCCGCUGCCCACUACCUACCGCUGCUCACUGCCACUGCCAUUGUUGCUGCUCACUGCUCAGUCAUUUGCUGCUGCUCAUUACUUAGGGCUUGCUGGAGUUGCUGCUGUGUUGUUGGAGUUGCUGCUAUGCAGCUCACUGCUCAGAAACUUCUCGGAGUUGCUUAUUGCCUGCCACUGCCCAUUGCCUGUCGUUGCUCACUGCUUGCCGCUGCUCACUUCCUGCCGCUGCUCACUACUCAGUCAUUUGCUGCUGCUCACUGCUCAGGGGGCUUGCUGGAGUUGCUGCUGCUCAUUACUCAGGCGUUGCUGGAGUUGCUGCUGUGUUGCUGACUGCUAAGCAGCUUCUCGGAGUUGCUUGGAUAUUUAGAUUUAUAUUAAAUUAAUUAAUUUAUU
This is a messenger RNA of Rubroshorea leprosula, 595 nucleotides long. Lineage: Eukaryota; Viridiplantae; Streptophyta; Magnoliopsida; Malvales; Dipterocarpaceae. The record is from the annotation of a GenBank genome assembly.